AUGGAGGCCAACCCCGAGUCCCCGAUUGACGCGCUCCCCAAGGCCCCCGCGAAAAAGGACGCGGGGGACCACCCGAGGGCCGCGAGGCUGGAGUCCGAGGUCGCCGCGACGGGCGAGCUGCACCAGAUCUGCGACGCGCUGCGCAAGCAGCUGGCGGCGCAGGCGCGCCCCGGCGUGGCAGGAGGCACGAGCUUGGCUGCUGCAGGGCCGAGCAGCGACCUCGCCGCCGCCGGCGCGUCGAGCCAGGGCGGAGGGCGGCUGGGCCUUCCGGAGGAGAUGCUGCGGCCGUUGGCACCGGAGCCGGUGGCGGCCGCGGGCGGGCAAGACCCUCGCAGGCCGAUUCGCCUUCCGCUGGGCAAGAUCAACGAGGCGGUCGCUGCGGUGGUCGUGGGCCGCUCGUCGCGCGAGCACGCAAACUCGUUCGAGAUCAACGACCCCCUCGUCAGCAGGAAGCACGUCCGGAUCGACACCAAGGCGUGGCCGGUGCCGGAGCAAGGCGUGCGCGGCGAGGACGUGAUCGCGGUCGCGACGGCGCUCGGCGCAAACCCGAUCGGCGUGCGGCACCACGCGGACGAUUCGGUGGAGAAGGCGGACCGCGGCGAGACGCUCAACUUGUUUCACGGAGACGUGCUCGCCCUCCUCGCCGCCGACAACGCGCACCCCGCGCGGUACGAGUAUUCGCGACUCGAGCAAGAGGGCGGCGACGGCGACGCGGGCAGCCUCAGAGGCUCACACGAGUGCCCGAUCGAGCUGUGA
Emiliania huxleyi CCMP1516 is the source of this 756-nucleotide messenger RNA. RefSeq lists its product as hypothetical. The coding region runs from base 1 to 756 and encodes 251 amino acids. Gene Ontology annotation, molecular function: protein binding. The record is from RefSeq and is a predicted model, not a curated record. NCBI's taxonomy places the organism in Eukaryota, Haptophyta, Isochrysidales, Noelaerhabdaceae. The transcript is spliced from 6 exons.